Molecule: messenger RNA, 948 nt
Organism: Ceratotherium simum simum (southern white rhinoceros)
Lineage: Eukaryota; Metazoa; Chordata; Mammalia; Perissodactyla; Rhinocerotidae
Product: olfactory receptor 5B2-like
Biological process (GO): G protein-coupled receptor signaling pathway
Cellular component (GO): membrane
Molecular function (GO): olfactory receptor activity; G protein-coupled receptor activity
Source: RefSeq, a predicted model, not a curated record
AUGGAGAACAAUACAGAAGUGACUGAGUUCAUCCUGCUGGGACUAACCAAUGCCCCAGAAUUGCAGGUCCCCCUCUUUAUCAUUUUCACUCUCAUUUAUCUCAUCAAUUUGGUUGGAAACCUGGGGAUGAUCCUAUUGAUUCUUUUGGACACUUAUCUCCACACUGCCAUGUACUUUUUCCUUGGUAACCUGGCUCUAGUGGACCUUGGUUACUCCACAGCUGUCACUCCUAAGGUGAUGGCUGGGUUCCUUAUAGGAGAAAAGGUCAUCUCCUACAAUGCAUGUGCUGCCCAAAUGUUCUUUUUUGUAGCUUUUGCCACCACAGAAAAUUUACUCUUGGCAUCAAUGGCCUAUGACCGCUACGCAGCAGUGUGUAAACCCCUGCAUUACACCUCCAUAAUGACGACAAGGGUGUGUGCACAUCUUGUCAUAGGAUCCUACUUCUCUGGUUUCCUAAAUGCCUCCAUCCAUGUUAGGGACACAUUCAGUCUCUCUUUCUGUAUAUCCAAUGUGGUCCAUCACUUUUUCUGUGAUAUUCCAGUAGUUAUGGCUCUCUCUUGCUCUGACAGACAUAUUAAUGAGCUGAUUCUUGGUUUUUUAGCAAGCUUCAAUAUCCUUUUUGCUCUCCUGAUUAUCUUGAUUUCCUACCUGUUCAUAUUUGUCACCAUCCUGAAGAUGCACUCAGCAGAGGGAUACCUGAAGGCGUUAUCCACUUGUGCUUCUCAUCUCACUAUAGUUUCCAUCUUCUAUGGGACAGGCAUCUUCAUGUACUUACAGCCCAGCUCCAGCCAUUCCAUGGACACAGACAAAAUCGCAUCUGUGUUCUAUACUAUGCUCAUCCCCAUGCUGAACCCUGUAGUUUAUAGCUUGAGGAACAAAGAGGUCAAGAAUGCAUUCAAGAAGCUUGUGGAGAAGGCAAGAUAUUCUCUAGGUUUAGUCUUUUAUUGA